Messenger RNA from Condylostylus longicornis, 1877 nucleotides. Its product is annotated as leucine-rich repeat protein SHOC-2. The transcript is spliced from 5 exons. The record is from RefSeq and is a predicted model, not a curated record. Gene Ontology annotation, molecular function: protein binding. The coding region runs from base 37 to 1131 and encodes 364 amino acids. NCBI's taxonomy places the organism in Eukaryota, Metazoa, Arthropoda, Insecta, Diptera, Dolichopodidae.
AAGAAUAUUUAUUAUAUAAUUUAAAAAAAAAAAAUAAUGAAUAAAUGUACAACAUUACAUUGGAGUUAUAGAGAUUUUACAAAUGUACCAAUUGAUUUAUUAUAUUAUGAAGAGACACCUGAAGAAAUUUAUUUAAAAGAAAAUUUUUUAACAUCAAUACCGGCUUGGCUUUUACAAUUAAAUAAUAUAAAAUUUUUACAUCUUACCGGUAAUUCAAUUAAUUCUAUACCGGAUGAUAUUUAUUUAUUAGAAAAUCUAGAAUUUUUAGAUAUAUCCAAUAAUUUAUUAGAUAAAAUACCAAAUACAAUUGGUAAAUUAAAAAAUUUAGAACGUUUAAAUUUAGGUGGUAAUAUGAUUAAAAGUAUUCCAAAAAGUAUCGGACAAUUAAAAAAAUUAGAAUGUUUAGAUUUAAGUGAAAAUCCAAUAAAAACUUUACCAGUAGAAAUAUCAGAAUGUUCAAGACUUUUAGAACUUUUUCUAAAUGGAUUAGCUGAAUUACUUUAUAUACCAGAUAGGAUAGCAAAUAUGAGAACAUUACAAACACUUUCCGCUGAUAGAUGUGGAUUACUUUAUUUACCAGCAUCAAUAUCAAAAUUUAUAGCACAUGUUAGAAUGUUUAAUAAUUUACAAAUAACUCAUAUUCCAAUAGCAUAUGAAAAACAUUUUACAAGUUUUUAUCAGCAAGUACAAAAUGUUCCAAGAACAACAAUAGAUCCAUACCUAUUUUUAAUAAGAGAAAAAGAAACAAAUAAGAUUUUAUUAUUACCAAUUGGUACUUUAAAAGUAUUUCCAAUACCAUCAUGUGAAAAUUCUGUAACAUUAUAUGAUCAUGCUUUACGUUGUAUCAACUAUAUGAAUCAUUUUAUAUCAAUUCAUAAGCAUAAUGAAAUUUUAAAUACAUUACCAACAGUUGCUAUGAAAAAUCAUAUUAAAAAUGGCCCAAUAUCAAUGUGUAAUUUUUGUACAAAAUUAUUAUAUACUUCAUAUUAUUUAAUGGUAGUAAAAAGGCGUAAUAGUACUUCAAAAGUAAUUUUCACCUGUAAUUUUUGCAGUAUGUUUUGUUCGAAUUAUUGGAUGUCAGACAAUAAAGCAAAAUAUUAUCCUGUUGAAUGGGAAAUAUGUGAUAAUUAAUUUCUAGUGUUUAAAAAAAAAAAUAAAAGAAUUUCUAAUAUAAAAUUUUGCUCAUUUUAAUAUUAAUACAAAAUCUUUUUGCUACUAUGUAAAUUUAAUAUUAAAUUUCUAAGAAAAAUUUUGUGAUAAAACCAAAAUUUUUAAGCUUCUCAGAAGUAAAAAACAUCUUAAUACCUAUAUACAAAAUUAUAAUAGACAACUAAAAAAAGCCACUUUACUAUAGCAAAAUUGCAUUUUUGCACAAACUGUAUUUUGUGCACAAAACAUAAGGUACUAAAAUUAUUCAUGAUGUACAUUAGUAAUCUAUGGUACGACGGAGGUUAAGUUCAAGUUUAUUCUUAUUAUUUUUCUAUUCUAUUAUUGUAUAGAUAGAUACUAAUAAAUGUGUAUAGGUAGGUAGGCACUUCUGAUGAUCUACAGUUUAAUCGUUCUUAAAAAAUUACACAGUAACCUAAUUUUAAUUAAAGUAUUUUUUUAUGUAUAAAUCAAUCUAUUUUUGAUUUUGCGACGGCAUCUUAAUACUGUAAAUGAAAAACCACUUUCGUUCAAUUGAUUAUGUGAAAAACAUUUUUAAAUUGUAGCUAUGACUGGUAAUAUAUACAUAAGUAUGCAUCUAUAUACAGAUUUGAUUUCGAUUAAUGAUCUAAAAUAAAAUUAUAAUGAAAUUCAAUUAAAUUUCAAAUUGUUUUACAAUUAAUUUACAUAUUUGUAAACUAUUGAAAUUAAUUGAUUCUAAAUUUAUCUUU